Mytilus californianus (California mussel) is the source of this 1979-nucleotide messenger RNA. RefSeq lists its product as uncharacterized. Gene Ontology annotation, biological process: nucleobase-containing compound metabolic process. Bases 154 to 1506 code for a protein of 450 amino acids. The record is from RefSeq and is a predicted model, not a curated record. The transcript has 6 exons. NCBI's taxonomy places the organism in Eukaryota, Metazoa, Mollusca, Bivalvia, Mytilida, Mytilidae. Gene Ontology annotation, molecular function: 3'-5' exonuclease activity; nucleic acid binding.
CCCGUUUUCAUUAAGACACGUGAAGAGGUAUAAUUUCUUACAAAAAUUACAUUAUGGAAUAUUAAAACAAAAUCAUUUGAGGAAUACGUCUGCGAAUAUUUAGUGCAGGAAAUAGUUAGUACGCCAAAAGUGAGUCAAAAGUGAUAAUUAACCAUGGUAGAAGUUGUUAGUGGAACAAGAAGAUGCAGGGAAAUUGUUGGUCAAUUGGAACAAUACAAAGUCAUUUCUGUUGACGCUGAAGGUAUUAAUCUGGGAAAAGAUGGACCGUUGACGUUACUACAGAUUGGGACCAUCGAUGGACAUGUGUUUUUGUUUGAUGUUUGGAUCAAUAAAAAUCUAUUUCAAAAAGGCAAACUGAAAGAUAUUUUAGAGUCCGAGGCAGUUAUAAAGGUUAUGCACUCAUGUCGAGGUGAUAGUGCUGCCCUCUACUUCCAGUUUGGAGUUUUGCUUGAGAAUGUUUUUGAUACACAGGUAGCUCAUUUGGUGAUAGAAGAACACAAAGGUCGACAGCUACCCAGGUGUAUAAAGUUAGCCGAUGCCUGCAAACAGUAUUCGGAAAAUGCCGAAGUCUCGGAGGAUAAAGAUGAAAUAAAGGAAGUUUUUGCAAAAGAAGACGGCUGCUUUUGGGCAAAUAGGCCGUUGACGCAAGAAAUGAUAGAUUAUGCCUCUGGCGAUGUCACUGCUUUGAUUCCAGAAGUAUACGAGACACAAAACAAGUAUUUGAAAGAAAAUGAUCUACUGGAUACAUUUCAAGACAGAGUUUACGAAGAGAUCACCUGUGCGCAUGACAAGAAGCAAUCGACGAAACGAUACAGACGACAACACAAAGUUGUUAAAGGUAUCAUGAAAGAAAUUCCAAAUAAGUAUCCAUCGGAUAUAAAAUUUGAAGACAUAACUGACGAAGAUGAUAUAACAGCAAUCCGAAAAACAAAAUUCAACACCAAGAAUCUGCAUCCUAUGCUCAAAAGACUGAAUACAGAGGCCAUUAAAAGUCAGCUACAACACCUUGACCUACAGUUAGCAGACGAUGAAAAUCCAUUUACGCCAAAAUCCAGAUCGUAUGCCUUUUUACGUACUUACCAAAAUCAUUCCGAUGAAGACAUACAGACAGAAGCAAAGCGAAUUUUAGAUGAGAUAAACGAAAACAUUUUGGACAUAAUGCUUCAAAAAUAUGAUCCUAAAACAAGUCCGGAUAUGCUUGCCUUGAACGAAAAGGAGGCUCUCAAUACACUGAGACCAAGAGGGGUUCGGGACAAAAAAAUACACCCCCUCUUGUUGAAUUUUUAUUGGCAAAUGAAAGUAGAAAAUCUAGAUUCAACAAUUCAUGUUUUUCGCGAAAAGGGGUCGGAUUACACUAUUCCGGAAAAUUUUUAUAAAUGGCUAAAGUUUUGCUGCUCUGGAAAAGUGCCAGAAGAAAUGAAAUCAAAAGCGAGACGACUUAUGAGAAAUUUGGACAGAACUUUCGGAAAAGGCGUUGUCCCCGGUCGCCAGUGCACUUCAGAUUAAGUAUUGUACAUCGUUUAUCUGAAAUAAUCUAAUAGAACUGAACUGUCUUCGAACAAUUAUAUGAAGCUUAUAAGCGUACAUAUCAAUAUAGAUCUUCUUUUUUUUUAUUUUUAUAGGAAGGACCAGUCAAGUACAAAUUUUUUUGUAUGAAAUGAAUAUUUCAGUUUUAUCUUAAAGAUUUUUUCUAUAACUGAUUAUUUAAAUCAUUAAUUUUAUUGUUAUUAUUAUUAUUAUUACUAUUAUUAUUAUUAUUAUUUUAAUUCAUAAUUAUUAUUAUUAUUAUUAUUAUUAUUAUUAUUAUUAUUAUUAUUAUUAUUUGUGCUGUAUUAUUAUUAUUAUUAUUAUUAUUAGUUUGGUUUUUUUUUUGUAUUUUUUUGUACUGUAUUAUUAUUCGUUCAUUAUUGCAUAUGUAUGACAUCAAACCCUCAGGUUACAAAAUUAAUGUGAAUUUGAAAUAAAGUUUUAUAAAAAUA